AUGAGCUAACUUCACUUAUUUUUCGCAAUAAGGCUAACUAUAUUUUACUAUCUUUGGUCAUUCAUGGAAAGCUUUGUGUAUGGUCUGUUAAUAUACAUCUUCUAUGAUAUGAUUUUCGAUAAAAUUAUGAGUUUCUAUGGACUUAAAAGAGUUCCUUGUGGUCCAGAUCUGCUAUUUAAUAAGAUUGACUGCUACAUUUUGAUGUAUGCAUAUACCGACUAGAUAAAAAGCAUCGAUUCAAUCAAAGAACAGUUUAAAAAGAAUGGCAACCAUCUGGGGCACUUCAGGUCUAAGUAUGUAGAGCUUUUUGGAAGUCUGUAUCUUAGAGAACUCAAGGGAGCAGAAUUGAAAUCAUAGUGGAAAUAAGCUUUCAUUGAGGUAUAAGAAGAUAUCAAAGAUGAAAAAUAGCUAGGGCAGUACAUCACAAAAAUUGGCUCCGAGAAAAUUGAGAAUUGCUCUAUACAGUUUAGAAUUUACUUUAUCAAAAAUUUUAUGAAGGAUCAAUCAUGUAUCAUAAUAAAGACUGGGCAUGGCUUGGCAGACGGAGUUGGAAUACUUUUGGCUGCAUGUGGAUUAUAAGAUUCAUUCGAUCAUAAGCAAUUGCCUGUACUAAAACCUUAUAGUUUUGUAGAUAGCUUUAUGAAACAUUUAAUGGCUUUCUUUUUCUUGUAUUAUGCAUUUAUCCCACCAAAGAAUGUUGUUGACCCCGUUAAAAUUGAUCCACCCUGUUGGGAGGCAGUUGAUAAAGCUCCCUCUUAAUCAAUUUCGAAAGAUUUUAAGGUUUCUAAUGUCCUUUAGCUUGCUAAGAAAUUUAAUUGUACUGUUAAUGAUUUAAUGAUGGCAGUAAUCAAUUUGACAAUGAGAGAUUAUUUUGCCAAAAAAGGCUAAAACUAUGAAAAGAUUAAAUUUGCUGUUGCAAUGAAUUGUAAGAGAAGACCUGAUAAAGUUGAAGAUUUUUAUUACUUGAACUACGCUCAUUCAGAACUAAUAUUCAGCGACAUGAAGUAAGAGUAUGAUUUUCAAACUGUGGUUAAUCAAGGAAGAGAUCAUAUGAGUUUGCUCAAAAACAGUUACAAAGAGCUAAUUGUAAUUUACAUCUAAAAAGUGGUAAGCUACUUUAUGCCCAGUUUCGUUCUUAAUAAUCUGAUUCCAGCAAUGAUCAAUCUUUCACCUAAAAUUAGCAUCUCUAAUUUGAAUGGACCUACUGCUCCUUUACAAUUUGGUGGAGCUAAAACAAGAGCUAUGUCAUUUACUUGCACAUUCGGAGGAUCGUAUUGUUUUUUCUCAAUAUUCUCUCACUUAGAAGUAAUGAAGUUAGGACUCUAUGUCUCUAGAAUGAAUAUUGAAGGAGAUGAGCUAAUGGAGAUGAUGGAAAAGAAAAUUGAAGAAUUGAUGUUAUAAAAAAUGAUAAAGUGA
Messenger RNA from Stylonychia lemnae, 1416 nucleotides. NCBI's taxonomy places the organism in Eukaryota, Ciliophora, Spirotrichea, Sporadotrichida, Oxytrichidae. The record is from the annotation of a GenBank genome assembly.